GUAUGUUUCUUGAGUAGGGGAAAAAGCUCGUUCUGUACUGUACAGUAUCGUAUGCUACGGCAUGGGUCAGACCUACCUACCGUUUGGCACACAACUACGGCAAAACGUACGGUACCGUUGAUCACUUAUCUUCGUACAGGAUUCCUUCAUCGUGAUUUUGGACAUGCAGUGCACACAUCCCUCCACUAUUAGGGAGCGAAGAACGCAACAUCAAUCAAGCUCAAACCAACGCUCUAUCGCAAAGUCUCUAAAAGACAACCGCAACCAAACACAAAAUGACGGAAGAAUCCUCCUCCUCCUCGUCGCCGUCCACGACUGCAGCGACACCAACACCGGCAGGAGCAACUCCUGCGACGACGUGGGAGUUGCCCGCUGGAAUCGAGGACGACAUCGAACAAGGUGCGUGCGUUUUUUCGAGUCCACCAGAACGAGCUGUUUGGAUUGUUCAUAGUCCUUUGUGUACCGCGUUUCAAUGCACAAAGCGAGAGGAGAAAGCGGCACGGCACGACAGGAGGAACGAGAUUGCUUUUCGCACCGUUCUUAUCGCUUCGUACACCACAGGAAUGGAUUUAUUCAUUCCUACUUGGACGAAACCAACGAACCAACCCGCUUACACAACACCGCAUUCUUUUAUUUCUUCUCUCUUUGGUCACUUUGUGGCAUUCUGAAACCAAACGUUCUGCUUGUUGCAAUCACGGAACAAAUAUGGCCGGUAUGCUUGCUGUACACUACAACCGUAUUCCGGUUUGUUUCGUUCGCGUGUGGACUUUCCAUUUGCAAUUUUUGUGCGGACAACCAAUCCACGAAACAAAACAUGCAUUCCAAAAAACACGCCGAUCGCAUCCUCGGUGCCGUCUUCGUUCCGUCGCGCACCGCGACGCUUCCACGUCCGAUCGACCAAAAUGCCACCACGAAUGACACCACGCGCUGUUUGUURUGUUAGCCCUCAUCAAGACGGCGGCCGGUGCCCUGGCCGGUGGCCUGCUGGGUCUGGUGUUCCUGAGGAGCGGAAAGGGCCGCAGGUCCGCGGCGAUAGCGACCGGGAUCGGGRCCGGCCUCGGAUCGACCUACGAGCGGGUCAAGUUUCGGUACGCCGACGCCACCGCCCARAAGGARUAAACAAACAACCGCCGAGUCGAGCCAGCAAACAGCAGGAACCCCUUGGUCCCGCCCGCGAAGCCGACAGGGAGAAACGGAGGAAUGCCAAACGAAACCGCCCGGCGCAACACCGAAUGCUCGGGCAAUGAAACGGGAACGAAGAAAGCGCUUGGCACGCCAGCGCUUGACUCGAUAGAACGUAAUGCAAUAUAACACAGUGCAACUCAAUGCAGCUUUGCUACAUAGCACAGCACAGCACAUCAUAGCAAAACAACAAAACCACAGAAUGAGCACCAAUCGAUGUAUCCAUGAACUGUUUUAGUUUUUAGUACCGUUUGACUGCUUCGGUGUUGAACAAAACAGAUUCAUGAAU
This is a messenger RNA of Pseudo-nitzschia multistriata, 1471 nucleotides long. The record is from the annotation of a GenBank genome assembly. NCBI's taxonomy places the organism in Eukaryota, Bacillariophyta, Bacillariophyceae, Bacillariales, Bacillariaceae.